This is a messenger RNA of Clonostachys byssicola, 381 nucleotides long. Lineage: Eukaryota; Fungi; Ascomycota; Sordariomycetes; Hypocreales; Bionectriaceae. The record is from the annotation of a GenBank genome assembly.
AUGUUCAACUUCAUCCCCACUCUCUUUCUUGCCACGUCGGUUGCUGCUCUGGUCCCCCAGGUCCAUCCCGAUGUUAUUCGCCGCACCGAUGCUCAAGCGAUCACUGUUCGCGACGCCAAUACCCUUUGCGGAAGAAAGCUCGAGCUUCAGUGCUGCAACAAGCAGGUUGACAAGAAUACUACCGACACCACCACCAGCAAGAACCCCGGUCUUCUUAGUGGUCUUCUGAGUGACCUUGGCAUCCUUGAUGGCGAGAUUGACCUAUUUGACCAGUGCUCCAAGCUCUCUGUUACUGCCCUUAUUGGGGUCGAUGAUAUUCUCGGAAGUCAGUGCGACCAAAAUAUCGCCUGCUGUGAUACUACAGCUCCCCAGCAGUUUUGA